UCGAAAUUGAUUGUUUUCCUCACUCUUUCUCUUCAUCUUCCACUUUCAUUCUUAUCAAAUUAUCCCAAUCGAACUCCAAAUUCAGAUUCCGAUGAGUUUCUUCCAUAGGCAGUGCUUUGAUUUCGUGUUGAACCGAGUCAAAGCGAUCCGAGUUGAGUUCGUAACUCAGCCGGCAGACUCGAUUACCUUGUUUUCCCAGCGCUCAAUCUUCAGGUGAAUCGAUCUUAACUGAAGAAGAAGAAAUUGAAGAUGAAGAAGAAGAAGUAGUUAAGGGCAGUUAGGUAAGUAUACAUGGUGACCUAGCUUGGAUUUGAUUCUACUUUGCUCCAAAUUGUGGCGAAGUUGGUUAGUUACAGUGUUCCAAACUCCAGCCUCCAAAUGGCCAAAGUCACCACCGCUUACUAUUUCCUCAAACCACUUCACUCUCUCUCCUUUUUCAGAUUCACUUCUUCACUAGCAACCGAACUUGCCUCAUUAAUCGAACAAAACUCUUCUCCUGCCAAAACCAUUAACCCUAAACUCCAAACUCGUAUGCAACUCAAACGCUUCCUCGAGCUCCGAAUCAAAAAACGCGUCAAAUCACAACUCUCUCACCACGACGGUAAAUUCCACAACUUAAUCCAAAACGUCGUUUCAAAUCCCCAAACCCUCCUUGAUGCUUACAACAUCAUCAAAAUCAACUCCAACAUCCUAACCGUUUCCGCCGAAGAUAACGGAGACGGUUAUUUCCUCAAUGACGUGGCACAACGUCUUAACGAAGGUAGUUUUGAUGUGAAUGCGAAUACUCAUUCCAUCUCGACGAGAAAGAAGAAGAAGAACAGAAGAGGAUUUGAUGAGAAGGAGGAGGAGGAAUUGUUGAUGUUGGAUUUGGUGCUUCCUAAUUUGAAGCUGAGAGUUGUUCAGGAAGCGUUGAGGAUUGUUUUAGAAGUGAUUUUCAAGCCAAAUUUCUCAAAGAUUUCGCACGGUUGUCGGAGUGGAAGAGGAUGCGUGGCGGCGUUGAAGUAUAUUUGUAAAGGUGUGGUGAGUCCUGAUUGGUGGUUUACUUUGCUUGUGGAGAAGAAAAUUGAUAGAUUAUUGAUGGAGAAGUUGGUUUGUGUAAUGGAGGAUAAGAUUGAGGAUGGUUGUUUGUUUGGUUUGAUUAGGAGUAUGUUUGAUGCUAGGGUUUUGAAUUUUGAGUUUGGUGGUUUUCCUAAGGGAGAUGGUUUGCCUCAAGAAGGGAUUUUGUCUCCGACUUUGAUGAAUAUUUAUCUUGAUUUGUUUGAUAGUGAGUUUCAUAGAUUGUUGAUGAAAUACGAAGGUGUGUGCGGCGGUGGAGAGGUUGUUGAUGGUGAUAAGCCGAGCUCUGCAUUGCGCAGUUGGUUUAGGAGACAGUUGGCUGGUAGUAGUAAUGGUGGUGUUGGUGGUGUUGAGAGUUCUGGUGUUAAAGUUUAUUGUCUUAGGUUUAUGGAUGAGAUUUUUUUCGCGGUUUCUGGUUCUAGGGAUUGUGCUGUUAGUUUUAAGUCUGUGAUUGAGAAUUAUUUGAAAGAGUCUUUGAUGUUGGAUGUUGGGGAUCGGACCAAUGUGUUGCCUUGUGUAGGGGCUGGUAGCGGUGUUCGGUUUUUGGGGAGCUUGGUAAAGAGGAAUGUUGAAGACAGUCCUGCUGUGAAAGCGGUUCACAAGAUGAAAGAUAAAGUUGAAAUGUUUGCCUUGCAGAAGCUUGAGGUUUGGAAUUAUGGGACGGCUAGAAUAGGGAAGAAAUGGUUGGGUCAUGGUUUGAAGAAAGUGAAAGAAUCAGAGAUCAAACAUUUAGCUGAUAGUAGCUCGCUUCUUAGUCAGGUUUCGCAUUUCCGAAAGUCCGGGAUGGAAACUGAUCAUUGGUAUAAGCAGUUGUUGAAGAUAUGGAUGCAGGAUGUUGGAGUGAAAAAUGCCAAAAGUGAAGAAAAUGUCUUGUCUAAGUUUGUUGGAGAGCCGGCUCUUCCGCAAGAGCUAACAGAUUCUUUUUACGAGUUUAUGAAACAGACAGAGAAGUAUAUAUCUACUGAGGCUGAUUCUAUUCUCAAACUUUUUCCGAAUAAUAACAGCUUGACAGAACAGGUGAUAGCUAAAACUGAGAUCAUUGCUCCUGUCUAUGCCAUAAAAAAGCGUCUCGAGAGGUAUGGAUUGACUACACCAGAUGGUUUUGCACGAUCUGCUAAUUUGCUUGUCAUGCACGAUACUAGUGAAAUUAUUGACUGGUUUUCGGGGAUUGCUUGCCGCUGGCAAAAAUGGUACGAGAACUGUGCUAACUUUAAUGAGAUAAAGCUUUUGAUAUCUGAUCAAGUUAGGAAAUCAUGCAUUCGUACUUUAGCAACAAAGUAUCGGAUACAUGAAAUGGAGAUAGAAAAACGGUUUGAUGAAGAACUUAGCAGGCUUCCACCAACACAGGACGCAGAGAAGGAGACAGUGAAUGAAGACUUGGGUGUUGAAGUUUUUGACAACGACGAGGCGUUAAUGUACGGAAUCACGUAUAGUGGUUUGUGUUUGUUGUCUCUGGCAAGAAUUGUGACUGAAGCAAGACCAUGUAAUUGUUUUGUAAUAGGGUGCAUAGCUUCAGCACCAAGAGUCUAUACUCUUCAUGUAAUGGAAAGACAAAAGUCUCCAAGCUGGAAAACUGGGUUUUCGACUUGCAUUCAUCCAAGCUUAAAUAAACGGCGAUUAGGGUUGUGUAAGCAGCAUUUGAGGGAUUUGUAUCUUGGUCAUAUAUCACUUCAGUCCAUUGACUUUGGUGCAUGGAAGUGAUUGUCUUCAGUUUUAUGAUCAGAAACUAUAUCAAGAUGUUUGGUUUGAACUUUGGUCAUCAUGUAUUGCUUCAUUUCAUCGAAGAUGAAGGUUCUAUUGGAAGCGAGUUGCAUUUCAGAGACGGGAUUCUGUACUUACUACUUGUUGGCCUAUUUUAUAAAGGUUUGUGAUUUUGGGCUUUCCCGCUUAAAGGCCAAUACAUUUCUCUCUUCCAAGUCAGCUGCUGGGACU
Molecule: messenger RNA, 2988 nt
Organism: Trifolium pratense (red clover)
Lineage: Eukaryota; Viridiplantae; Streptophyta; Magnoliopsida; Fabales; Fabaceae
Product: nuclear intron maturase 4, mitochondrial-like
Exons: 2
Coding region: 379-2757 (792 amino acids)
Biological process (GO): mRNA processing
Source: RefSeq, a predicted model, not a curated record